CGUUGACAACGAUCAACACUCAAUUCCUUUCAUUUGGUCGACGAAGAUUAUCUGGACAAGAUGAGCCUUACAUAUGGAAUUGGUGGCGCUACCACAGCAUUGGCUGUGGUCGGGGCUUGUAAGUUUUGAACUCUUGCUUGAUUUGAUGAAUUAAAGCUAACCAGUGCUGCUACUAGACAUGCUCUUUACUGGCGAUGGAGAAGCUUUCAAUGUAUGAAUUUCGCAGAGCGAUUCAAGCAGAGCGGUCAUUAAUAAGAACAAUAGGUCGGACAAUUUCUCGAAGAAAUAUCGCCAUAUGCGUGGGCAGAUAUGGGUAUCGGCAUGUGUAUAGGAUUGUCAGUUGUUGGGGCAGCAUGGUACAGAAUAGUUUCGCCCCUCAUCCUUGAAUUUGGGCUUACACAUAUUCAGGGGAAUCCUUAUAACCGGUUCUUCGAUCCUUGGUGGUGGUGUUAAAGCUCCUCGCAUUCGAACCAAGAAUCUUAUAUCCAUCAUUUUCUGCGAGGUAGUCGCUAUUUACGGCGUCAUUAUGUCCAUCGUCUUUUCGUCAAAGCUCGGUCUCAUGGAAAGCGAGAAUCUAUACUCUGCUAGCAACUACUAUACUGGAUACGCUUUAUUCUGGUCUGGCAUAACAGUGGGAAUGUGCAACUUGAUAUGCGGUGUUUCGGUGGGCAUCAACGGUAGUGGUGCUGCUUUGGCAGAUGCUGCUGAUCCAAGCUUGUAAGUUGGAUAGGCUCAUCCAACCGAGGUGUAUAUGCUAAUUCAUGCCAGAUUCGUCAAGAUUUUAGUUAUCGAGAUCUUCAGUUCUGUACUUGGACUUUUUGGUCUCAUCAUCGGCUUGUUAGUAUCAUCAAAGGCACCAGACUUCGAAUAGAGAAUAAGCGGUGGACGGAGGAGGGUUUCAAAUAAAUGGAAAGAGGUGUUAGAUAAAUGACUGUUGUGUACGUGUAUAUCAUCCAAGUGGAAGUCGACGAACGGCGUUCAGGUAGAAAUCCAUUUUAAGCAUUCUUGGGAUUUUAGGCAAGCACGCAUUAAUAUUACUCUUAUUAAACGGUGGUAGUGCUAGACUGUAUUAUCAAAUCUGCCAUUGUGGUAAAUGGAACUUACAUGCUCUCAGACAUGCA
This is a messenger RNA of Sclerotinia trifoliorum, 1121 nucleotides long. The record is from the annotation of a GenBank genome assembly. Lineage: Eukaryota; Fungi; Ascomycota; Leotiomycetes; Helotiales; Sclerotiniaceae.